CCACGGGCAGGCGAGCGCAGAGCAGCCCCGGCCGCGGCUUCGGAAGCAGCGAGUUCGAGCCCCGCUCCCGCUCCCGCUCCCCUUCGGUUUUUCGCUUCCCCGGCCCUUGGGCCUCCCUACGCCCGUCCCCGGCAGCUCGCUGUGCAUAUUGCUCUCUCCGCCGCCAGUAUGCCGGUGACCGAGAAGGACCUGGCGGAGGACGCGCCGUGGAAGAAGAUCCAGCAGAACACGUUCACGCGUUGGUGCAACGAGCACCUCAAGUGCGUGAACAAACGCAUAGGGAACCUGCAGACCGACCUGAGCGACGGGCUGCGGCUCAUCGCGCUGCUGGAGGUGCUCAGCCAAAAGCACAUGUACCGCAAGUACCACCAGCGGCCCACCUUCCGCCAGAUGCAGCUCGAGAACGUGUCCGUGGCGCUCGAGUUCCUGGACCGUGAGAACAUCAAGCUCGUGUCCAUCGACAGCAAAGCCAUCGUGGAUGGGAACCUGAAGCUCAUCUUGGGCCUGGUGUGGACGCUGAUCCUCCACUACUCCAUCUCCAUGCCUGUGUGGGAGGACGAAGGGGACGACGACGCCAAGAAGCAGACGCCAAAGCAGAGGCUGCUGGGGUGGAUUCAGAACAAGAUCCCCUACUUGCCCAUCACCAACUUUAACCAGAACUGGCAAGAUGGCAAAGCCCUGGGAGCCCUGGUAGACAGCUGUGCUCCAGGUCUGUGCCCAGACUGGGAAUCCUGGGAUCCACGAAAGCCUGUGGAUAAUGCACGAGAAGCCAUGCAGCAGGCAGAUGACUGGCUGGGUGUCCCACAGGUCAUCACUCCUGAAGAAAUUAUUCACCCGGAUGUGGAUGAGCACUCGGUGAUGACUUACCUGUCCCAGUUCCCCAAAGCCAAGCUCAAGCCAGGGGCUCCUCUUAAACCGAAACUCAACCCCAAGAAAGCCAGGGCCUAUGGCAGAGGAAUCGAGCCCACUGGAAACAUGGUGAAGCAGCCGGCCAAGUUCACUGUGGACACCAUCAGCGCCGGGCAAGGAGACGUGAUGGUGUUUGUCGAGGACCCAGAAGGGAACAAAGAGGAGGCACAAGUGACCCCUGACAGCGAUAAGAACAAGACAUACUCUGUGGAGUAUCUGCCCAAGGUCACCGGACUGCACAAAGUCACAGUCCUCUUUGCAGGACAGCACAUCUCCAAGAGCCCAUUCGAAGUAAAUGUCGACAAGGCCCAGGGAGACGCCAGUAAAGUCACUGCAAAAGGUCCAGGCUUGGAAGCUGCUGGGAACAUCGCCAAUAAGCCCACCUACUUUGACAUCUACACAGCAGGUGCUGGCGUGGGUGACAUUGGUGUGGAGGUGGAAGAUCCCCAGGGGAAGAACGCCGUGGAGUUGCUCGUGGAAGACAGAGGAAACCAGGUGUAUCGAUGUGUGUACAAACCAGUGCAGCCUGGCCCCCAUGUGGUCAAGGUCUCCUUUGCUGGGGACACCAUUCCCAAGAGUCCCUUUGUUGUACAGGUCGGGGAAGCCUGUAAUCCAAAUGCCUGCCGGGCCAACGGCCGAGGCCUACAGCCAAAAGGCAUCCGCAUCCGAGAAACUGCAGACUUCAAGGUUGACACCAAAGCUGCUGGAAGUGGAGAGCUCGGCAUAACCGUAAAGGGUCCUAAGGGUCUGGAGGAGCUGGUGAAGCAGAAAGGCUUUCUGGAUGGAGUGUAUGCAUUUGAGUAUUACCCCAGCACCCCGGGGAAAUAUAGCAUCGCCAUCACAUGGGGGGGACACCACAUUCCAAAGAGCCCCUUUGAAGUUCAAGUUGGCCCUGAAGCAGGCAUGCAGAAAGUCCGUGCAUGGGGCCCUGGCCUCCAUGGCGGGAUUGUUGGGCGGUCGGCGGACUUCGUGGUAGAGUCCGUUGGUUCUGAGGUGGGGUCUCUGGGGUUUGCCAUUGAAGGCCCCUCCCAGGCAAAGAUUGAGUAUGAUGACCGGAACGACGGAUCGUGUGAUGUCAAGUACUGGCCCAAGGAGCCCGGUGAAUAUGCCGUUCACAUCAUGUGUGACGAUGAGGACAUCAGAGACAGUCCCUACAUGGCCUACAUCCACCCGGCCUCGGGAGACUGCAACCCGGAUCUGGUUCAAGCAUACGGGCCAGGUUUGGAGAAAUCUGGGUGCAUUGUCAACAAUCUAGCCGAGUUCACCGUGGAUCCUAAGGAUGCCGGCAAAGCUCCCUUAAAGAUAUUUGCUCAGGACGGGGACGGCCAGCCCAUUGACAUCCAGAUGAAGAGCCGGAUGGACGGCACCUACGCUUGCUCGUACACCCCGGUUAAGCCCAUCAAGCACACCAUUGCCGUGGUCUGGGGAGGUGUCAACGUCCCACACAGCCCUUACAGGGUCAACAUCAGGCAGGGUAGCCAUCCCCAGAAGGUCAAAGUGUUUGGGCCAGGAGUGGAGAGAAGUGGACUGAAGGCACACGAGCCUACUCACUUCACAGUGGACUGUACCGAGGCUGGCGAAGGUGAUGUCAGCGUUGGCAUUAAAUGUGAUGCCCGGGUGUUAAGUGACGAUGAGGAAGACGUGGAUUUUGACAUUAUUCACAACGCCAAUGACACGUUUACUGUCAAAUAUGUGCCUCCUGCCGCCGGGCGAUACACUAUCAAAGUUCUCUUUGCCUCUCAGGAAAUUCCCGCCAGCCCUUUCAGAGUCAAAGUCGACCCUUCCCACGACGCCAGCAAAGUGAAGGCAGAAGGCCCGGGGCUCAGCAAAGCAGGUGUGGAAAACGGGAAACCGACCCACUUCACUGUCUACACCAAAGGGGCCGGAAAAGCCCCCCUCAACGUGCAGUUCAGCAGCCCCCUUCCUGGCGAUGCCGUGAAGGAUUUGGACAUCAUUGAUAAUUACGACUAUUCCCACACCGUUAAAUACACGCCCACGCAACAGGGCAGCAUGCAGGUUCUGGUUACAUAUGGUGGCGAUCCCAUCCCUAAAAGCCCUUUCACGGUGGGCGUGGCCGCUCCGCUGGAUCUGAGCAGGAUAAAAAUUAAUGGGCUGGAAAACAGAGUCGAAGUCGGGAAGGAUCAGGAGUUCGCCAUUGACACCAGGGGAGCGGGAGGUCAGGGGAAGCUGGACGUGACGAUCCUGAGCCCCUCGAGGAAGGUUGUGCCGUGCCUGGUGGCGCCCAUGACGGGCCGGGAGAGCAGCACGGCCAAGUACAUUCCCCGGGAGGAGGGGCUAUAUGCUGUUGACGUGACCUACGAUGGACACCCCGUGCACGGGAGCCCUUACACGGUGGAGGCCUCGCUGCCGCCCGAUCCCACCAAGGUGAAGGCCCACGGUCCUGGCCUUGAAGGUGGUCUUGUGGGCAAGCCUGCCGAGUUCACCAUCGACACCAAAGGAGCUGGAACUGGAGGUUUGGGCCUAACCGUGGAAGGUCCUUGUGAGGCCAAAAUUGAAUGCUCGGACAAUGGCGACGGGACCUGCUCCGUCUCCUACCUCCCAACAAAGCCCGGAGAGUACUUCGUCAACAUCCUCUUUGAAGAAGUCCACAUACCUGGUUCUCCCUUCAAAGCCGACAUUGAAAUGCCGUUUGACCCCUCCAAAGUCGUGGCAUCGGGCCCAGGGCUGGAGCAUGGGAAAGUGGGCGAGGCAGGGCUGCUUAGCGUGGACUGUUCAGAAGCAGGGCCGGGGGCCCUGGGCCUGGAAGCCGUCUCGGACUCGGGGGCGAAAGCCGAAGUCUGUAUCGAGAACAACAAAGAUGGCACCUACGCGGUGACCUACGUGCCCCUGACCGCCGGCAUGUACACGCUGACCAUGAAGUACGGCGGUGAGCUUGUACCGCACUUCCCCGCCAGGGUCAAGGUGGAGCCUGCCGUGGACACCAGCAGGGUCAAAGUCUUUGGGCCAGGAAUAGAAGGAAAAGAUGUAUUUCGGGAAGCCACCACCGACUUCACGGUCGACUCACGGCCCCUGACGCAGGUCGGAGGCGACCACAUCAAGGCCCAUAUUGCCAACCCCUCAGGGGCCUCCACCGAGUGUUUCGUCACAGACAAUGCUGAUGGGACCUACCAGGUGGAAUACACGCCCUUCGAGAAAGGCCUCCAUGUAGUGGAGGUGACAUAUGAUGAUGUGCCCAUCCCAAACAGUCCCUUUAAAGUGGCUGUAACCGAAGGCUGCCAGCCAUCUCGGGUUCAAGCUCAAGGACCUGGAUUGAAAGAGGCCUUUACUAACAAACCCAAUGUCUUUACUGUGGUUACCAGAGGGGCAGGAAUUGGGGGUCUUGGCAUAACUGUCGAGGGACCGUCGGAGUCAAAGAUAAACUGCAGAGACAACAAAGAUGGCAGUUGCAGUGCUGAGUACAUCCCCUUUGCUCCAGGGGAUUACGACGUGAAUAUCACAUAUGGAGGAGCCCACAUCCCUGGCAGCCCCUUCAGGGUUCCUGUGAAGGAUGUUGUGGACCCCAGCAAGGUCAAGAUCGCUGGCCCUGGGCUGGGCUCGGGUGUCCGAGCUCGUGUCUUGCAGUCCUUCACAGUGGACAGCAGCAAGGCCGGCCUGGCCCCACUGGAAGUGAGGGUCAUGGGCCCACGAGCUGAUGAGACGGAUUCCCAGUCAAGGCUCAGCCCCUUGAAAGCCAUGUCAGAGUUCUUUAAACGGGACCUGAAGGGUGACUUUAUGGAGACAGGUCUGGUGGAGCCGGUGAACGUGGUGGACAAUGGGGAUGGCACACACACAGUGACCUACACCCCGUCCCAGGAGGGGCCUUACAUGGUCUCUGUUAAAUAUGCUGAUGAGGAGAUCCCUCGUAGUCCCUUUAAGGUCAAGGUCCUUCCCACAUACGAUGCCAGCAAAGUGACCGCCAGUGGCCCUGGCCUCAGUACCUAUGGUGUGCCUGCCAGCCUGCCUGUGGAGUUUGCGAUCGAUGCCAGAGAUGCUGGGGAAGGCCUGCUUGCUGUUCAGAUAACGGACCAAGAGGGAAAACCCAAAAGAGCCAUCGUCCAUGAUAAUAAAGAUGGCACAUACGCUGUUACCUACAUCCCUGACAAGACUGGACGUUAUAUGAUUGGGGUCACCUACGGUGGGGAUGACAUCCCGUUGUCUCCCUACCGCAUCCGGGCCACACAGACGGGCGAUGCCAGCAAGUGCCUGGCCACAGGUCCUGGAAUCGCCUCCACUGUGAAAACUGGCGAGGAAGUGGGCUUUGUGGUAGACGCCAAGACCGCCGGGAAAGGCAAAGUGACCUGCACGGUUCUGACCCCGGACGGCACUGAGGCUGAGGCUGAUGUCAUCGAGAAUGAGGACGGCACCUAUGACAUUUUCUACACGGCCGCCAAGCCGGGCACCUAUGUCAUCUACGUGCGCUUUGGUGGCGUUGAUAUUCCCAACAGCCCGUUCACUGUCAUGGCCACAGAUGGGGAAGUCGCAGCUGUGGAGGAGGCACCGGUAAAUGCAUGUCCCCCCGGAUUCAGGCCCUGGGUAACUGAAGAGGCCUAUGUCCCAGUGAGUGACAUGAAUGGCCUGGGGUUUAAGCCUUUCGACUUGGUCAUUCCGUUUGCAGUCAGGAAAGGAGAAAUCACCGGAGAGGUCCACAUGCCUUCUGGGAAGACAGCCACACCUGAGAUUGUGGACAACAAGGAUGGCACGGUCACUGUCAGAUACGCUCCCACUGAGGUCGGCCUCCACGAGAUGCACAUCAAAUACAUGGGCAGCCACAUUCCUGAGAGCCCGCUCCAGUUCUACGUGAACUACCCCAACAGUGGGAGCGUUUCUGCAUAUGGCCCGGGCCUCGUGUACGGAGUGGCCAACAAAACCGCCACCUUCACCAUUGUCACCGAGGACGCAGGAGAAGGUGGCCUGGACUUGGCUAUUGAGGGACCCUCAAAGGCGGAAAUCAGCUGCAUUGACAACAAAGAUGGGACAUGCACAGUGACCUACCUGCCCACCCUGCCAGGCGACUACAGCAUUCUGGUCAAGUACAAUGACAAACACAUCCCUGGCAGCCCCUUCACAGCCAAGAUCACAGACGACAGCAGACGGUGCUCUCAGGUGAAGCUGGGCUCUGCCGCCGACUUCCUGCUCGACAUCAGUGAGACUGACCUCAGCACCCUGACGGCCAGCAUCAAGGCCCCAUCCGGCCGCGACGAGCCCUGUCUCCUAAAGAGGCUGCCCAACAAUCACAUCGGCAUCUCCUUCAUCCCCCGGGAGGUGGGUGAACACCUGGUCAGCAUCAAGAAGAAUGGCAACCACGUGGCCAACAGCCCCGUGUCCAUCAUGGUGGUCCAGUCAGAGAUCGGGGAUGCCCGCAGAGCCAAAGUCUACGGCCGUGGCCUGUCAGAAGGCCGGACUUUCGAGAUGUCUGACUUCAUCGUGGACACGAGGGAUGCAGGUUAUGGUGGCAUCUCCUUGGCGGUGGAAGGCCCCAGCAAAGUGGACAUCCAGACAGAGGACCUGGAGGACGGCACUUGCAAGGUCUCCUACUUCCCCACCGUGCCUGGGGUUUACAUCGUCUCCACCAAAUUCGCCGACGAGCACGUGCCUGGGAGCCCCUUUACCGUGAAGAUCAGCGGGGAGGGAAGAGUCAAGGAGAGCAUCACCCGUACCAGUCGAGCCCCAUCUGUGGCCACUGUUGGGAGCAUCUGUGACCUGAACCUGAAGAUCCCAGAAAUCGACAGCAGUGACAUGUCGGCCCACGUCACCAGCCCCUCAGGCCGUGUGACCGAGGCAGAGAUUGUGCCUGUGGGAAAGAGCUCGCACUGUGUCCGGUUUGUGCCCCAGGAGAUGGGGGUUCACACCGUCAGCGUCAAGUACCGCGGCCAGCACGUCACCGGCAGCCCCUUCCAGUUCACCGUGGGGCCUCUGGGUGAGGGGGGCGCCCAGAAGGUCCGGGCAGGAGGCCCUGGCCUGGAGCGAGGAGAAGCAGGAGUCCCAGCUGAAUUCAGCAUCUGGACCCGGGAGGCAGGUGCCGGGGGCCUCUCCAUCGCUGUUGAGGGCCCCAGUAAGGCCGAGAUUACGUUUGAUGACCAUAAAAACGGAUCAUGUGGUGUGUCUUACAUUGCCCAAGAGCCUGGUAACUACGAGGUGUCUAUCAAGUUCAAUGAUGAGCACAUCCCAGAAAGUCCCUACCUGGUGCCGGUGAUCGCGCCCUCCGACGAUGCCCGCCGCCUCACUGUUCUGAGCCUUCAGGAAUCGGGAUUAAAAGUUAACCAGCCAGCCUCCUUUGCUAUAAGGUUGAAUGGGGCAAAAGGCAAGAUUGAUGCAAAGGUGCACAGCCCCUCUGGAGCCGUGGAGGAAUGCCACGUGUCUGAGCUAGAGCCAGAUAAGUAUGCUGUUCGCUUCAUCCCCCACGAGAAUGGUGUCCACACGAUCGACGUCAAGUUCAACGGGAGCCACGUGGUUGGAAGUCCCUUCAAAGUACGAGUCGGGGAACCCGGACAAGCGGGGAACCCUGCCCUGGUGUCCGCCUACGGCUCGGGGCUCGAGGGGGGCACCACAGGUAUCCAGUCUGAAUUUUUCAUCAACACCACCCGAGCAGGGCCAGGGACAUUGUCCGUCACCAUUGAAGGCCCGUCCAAGGUUAAAAUGGAUUGCCAGGAAACCCCCGAAGGGUACAAAGUCAUGUACACCCCCAUGGCUCCUGGAAGCUACCUAAUUGGCGUCAAAUAUGGCGGGCCCAACCACAUCGUGGGCAGCCCGUUCAAGGCCAAGGUGACAGGCCAGCGUCUGGUCAGCCCUGGCUCGGCCAACGAGACCUCAUCCAUCCUGGUGGAGUCAGUGACCAGGUCCUCCACGGAGACCUGCUACAGCGCCAUCCCCAAGGCAUCCUCAGAUGCCAGCAAGGUGACCUCCAAGGGAGCGGGGCUCUCGAAGGCAUUUGUGGGCCAGAAGAGCUCCUUCCUGGUGGACUGCAGCAAAGCCGGUUCCAACAUGCUGCUGAUCGGGGUGCACGGGCCCACCACCCCCUGUGAAGAAGUCUCCAUGAAGCACGUGGGCAACCAGCAAUACAGUGUGACCUACAUCGUCAAGGAGAAGGGGGAUUACGUGCUGGCCGUGAAGUGGGGAGAGGAGCACAUCCCUGGCAGCCCAUUCCAUGUCACGGUGCCUUAAAACAGUUCUCAUCAAGUCCUGGGAGGCGUUCUGGUGGUUGCUUUUGUUGCUUGUUUGUAACUCGUUUUAUACAAAGUCCUUCAGCCCGUUUGUGGGUCUGAAACCCCAUCCCAAAAACAUUGCCAUUUUUUUUUAAGUACCUUCAGAAAGAAGUCCUAAACUUGACUCUUUAGGGACAUGUUGGGGACUCAGGAAAUGCAAAUUUGUUCAAUAGGCCCAGCAAAUUGGACCUCUUUUGGCACAGAUCACCCCCUGCAGACAGAACAAGAACAGACAAGGCUGAUAUUUUUAAGAAAUGAAAUUGGCUAGUCAGUUUGCAAAACAAGACUGGGAGGAAGGGCAGGGAAAAUGGGGACGCCUAGUUUAUGUUGUCGUUUAGAAAAGAAGAUGACCCUAUCACGUAAGAAAAGGCCAUUGGGUAACACCAGUUUUAACACUACUACCACCCCGCCCCCAUCUCUCAAAGGGCAGAGUGUCUGAGGUGACAGACUGGCGGAAAUGGCUUCUUGGUGCCUCUCCCCUCAUCCUGCUACUUAUUUCCCUGCAGAGUCAUUGCAUGUGACCAUCUUGACAGCCAUGUCUUUGCUUUUGUUUUCAAAGUCCGUUUCAGUUGCUGGGUCUGAGGAAAUUCUGCAGUGGCAAGCAGCGCCCCCACUUGCCAAAGAUCCCCCUUUUUUUUUAACCAACACUAGCCCUUGUUCUUAACACACGCUCCAGCCAUUUGUCUGUUUGAUGAGUCUUACCAGCAUGUCCAGAGACACCGCAGGUGGGUCCACGUGUUAGCAGAGAGGCCUGUCACGCGACAUAACACUCCACACUCACCCCCAGGCAGCCCCAGCGUGAACUUUUUCUGGAAGAUAGUUAUAGAAGGAAACUCCUGCCAACCUUUGGCCUGAAAGUCAGGGAAUGACAGGGGAGGGAAGGACAGCAGCUCAUUGGUGGUCCUUUACCAUUUGCAGAAAUAAUGAAAGCGUAUUUGGCCCUGACCACAUGGCACCCGAGGCUCUUUGGAAAGCAAUAAUAAGCAGGUGCAAAAUUCCGAAAAUGGGAGUAUAAGGCAUUUUGCAUGCCUUCUUGCAGACCUGCUUUGGAAUAAAGUGAAAGCACUCGGGGACUGCCUGACUGCAGGGCCCAGAUGUGUAGUGUGGUCUGGGCAGGCAGCCCUUUCAGAUUUGCUGCUUCGUCCUGAGGAGGUGGCCACUGUCAUCUCGAGUGUGUCCAUGGAUGGGACAGGGUGAGGCGGGUGACCCUCCCCCAGGUGUAGCAGCUGAGGGUGAGCGUUGGCAAAGCCCACCUGUUAGGAACUGGAGUGGCCCGAAGCCUGAUGUGAAAGGACCACAGGCUUCGUAAACCGGGAUGUGGAAGCAAAACUGGAACCAAAUGCCAACUGUAAAUUGUAUCUUAUAACUUAUUAAAUACAAUGUUUGCUCCAUAAGCUCCCCAGGUGUUCUUGGAUGGUGUCCUUUGGUAAAUGGUUUGAGUCUCUGACCGGCUCUCCCAAACCCUGGCCGAAGGAACGCAGACUAAGCAACUUGUCUUAACAGGGAGCCUCGCCUCUUUUUUGCGGGGAGACGUUCUGUUUCUCCGCAGGCCCCAGUGGGAAUUUAUCGGGGUGAGGGGUCCUGGCACCAACACAGCCUCCUGGAGAGAUUUGCUAGGGUUUGCCCUGGUUAAGAGUCCCAGAUAUGAAACCCACUGAGGGGAAGGCUAUGUUUAAAAAAAAAAAAAAAAAAAAGGUGAGAGAGAGUCUUUUUCCUGAUGACCUAGGAAACCCUUGUUAUAGGGAAGCGGUAUCACCUGUCAUCCCAUCGCCCUUGGACAGCAGGGUUUGGAAUUGGUGGUGCCGCCUUCCCUCCAUCCUCUCUGCCUCUGUUCCUCCUUUCUGUUCGGGAAGCUUCUCCUUGCUGCGUGCUUAGGACGCACUUAGCUCUUGCCUCCUCUUGCCCUACAGCAGUGCUGUGACAUGAUUUUAUGGUGACGACACUAACUCAGGUGCUGCAGUGACAUGUUUGCAGUCCCAAAGCUCACUUGGGGCAGACCCUGGGCCCCCUGCCUUUUUGUCCUCAGAGUGGAAGCUCUACCUCCCUGCUUAUCCCACUGUGGGAGCAGGAGUACAAAAGGAAGGGGACCCAGGAGCCGCCCCCACCAGGCAAGCCCCUGGCAGUUGCCAUGGUGAUGGGAAGUCUGUUCUGGACCCCCAGCCUUGUAUUGGGGGUGAGCGGUGGACAGCAAGGCAGGGAAGGAAGACUCUAGAUCUUUCUGUGUGUUUCUUCCUGACACCUGGCUGUUGAUCAAGGAUGGCAAUUUGUGUCCCUCUGAGAGGUGGGAGGAGGGUUGGAGAAAAGGAGGUUCCUCCUGCCCGUCCUUCUGAAGGGAGCACCCUUAUCUGUGGGCCUGCACCGUGAAUGUCUGGUCCUGGACCCCAGGAGGCCCGUGGGCUUUGGGAAAGGCAGGCUCUGCCCAGUGGGUCUGGAGAGGCAACAGUCGGCUGAGUUUGCCCAAAGAAGAAAACGGGGGCCCAGCUUGAAGGCCAGUGGUUUCUGGGGAGACCGCAUUUGUAAGCUAACAGCUGGACUUUGGCAUCAGGUAGUCUAGGGCUUAAGUCCUGGCUCGGCUGCUCACUGGCUGUGUGGCCUUGAGGAGGUUGCUUCACCUCUCAGAAUGUGCCCCACCUUGGGGUGGUUGUGAGGGUCACAUGAAAUCCCACUGGGAGCUGUGAGAGUGUUGGCCACCGCUCUCUGUGAUCAAACCCUGCCAGGCGGUGUGCGUCCGCCACGGGCCGCUUGUUAGCACCUGGGGCUGCCCCUGGUGGUCCCCCGACAGUUACAUCAAAGACGUCUCAGAGUGAAAUUUGUGCAUCUCUCCACUGGUCAGUGGCUAGAACCACAGGGCAACUGUUAUCUGCACCUGGACUUAACUGCUAUGGGAACCGGCUGUUGUUUGUGCAGACGCAUUGAAAACUGAAACUUGACCCUGGACCAGCUGGGUGCCAGGCCCUUUCUGACUUUCACUGGCUGACUUUGCCCCUUUCCUACCAAGGGUUGGCUGGACCAUCACUCUUUUGGUGGCUGAUGGAGGUUAGGCAGACAGCAGCUGCCAGCUGCCCUGCAGAGAUCCCCAAGCCAGAGGAGGCCUGCCCCCUUCCAAGCCCAGACGCCCUCCUCUUCCUCAUCCGAUUUCCCUCUGCAACCCAGUGAAGCACUCAUCAGCAGUGCUGCCAAGAAGGAAACAUUUUAUUAACGUGUCCCUUUGUUUCCAGUGCAUUUGUAAACACGUAGACCCUUGACCAUGUGUCUAGUCUUAAGACUUCAAAGGGGCCUUGAAAGCCACGUUUUGAUGAGUUUGGUGUAAAAUGAGUUGGGCACAUAGGGAUUUAAUUUGCCUUGAGAAUUGCACAGCCUUAAAAGGUAGCAGAGUAAAGGUUAGUGGCAAAAUGAGUGCUCGAUCCUUGUCAACCCCCCCAAGUUCGUUUUUUUUUAGAUUAUUUUUAGCUGCAUUGGAUCUUCGUUGCGGUGUGCGGGCUUCUCAUUGCGGUGGCUUCUCUUGUUGCGGAGCACGGGCUCUAGGCGCGCGGGCUUCAGUAGUUGUGGCUCGUGGACUCUAGAGCGCAGGCUCAGUAGUUGUGGCGCACGGGCUCAGUUGCCCCGCGGCAUGUGGGAUCUUCCUGGACCAGGGAUGGAACCCGUGUCCUCUGCUUUGGCAGGUGGAUUCUUAACCACUGCGCCACCAGGGAAGUCCAGUUUGUAUUUUAAAAUGGGGAGCAAGAUCGUUCAUUUAAGUGCCCUUUGGCCUUAGUGCUCAGCCAAAGGAAUGGAAUCUUUCCAAGUCUCCAUUAACUUGUGGGGGGAAGGGGCUUUGUAAUCAGAGUAUUUCAACUAAUGAAAACUCUCCCAGAAACAGCUUGUUUAGCUAAUUUUUUUCUUCUCCUCACAAUAGUAAAUCAUAACUCCAAGAGGGAGUGAAAAUGUCACAUCGCUCAAGGCAAGCCUGAAUCUGAUUUUUUCCCUCUGGCUUUGGUCUCAGGAUGCUGCCCAAACACAUGGUGGGAGGAAUCUUUCUAAACAAAGGGAUCCUUUUUGCUUUGUGAUAAGGCUUUUGUCUGGGCCCCUGAGCCCACAGGGGACCGGCUCAUGUGCAAGGAAUUUAGGGUGGCCUACCCGACACCCCUUCUUUCUUCCUCUAGAGUUCUCCAAAGCAGGCUGGCAGGAGAUGGGGAGUUUACGAGCCUGAUUUGUGGCUCGCAUCCAACGGCCCUGCUUAUCUCCCCAGGACAAAGCUCGAAGAUGAAAGAAUCCCACAGGCCUUUUAUUGCCCACUUUACGCCCUCUGCCGUGACCACCGCCUUCCCUAGGCACCAGGACACCUCUCCCUGUCAGCGUGGACAUUCUUAGGGCAAAGCUGAUGCUGAACGCUGGUGGGAUGAUCUCAGAGGAGAGGCAAGUCCUGGCAGAGGCACCAAGCCCCGGAAAUGCCUGCUUCAGGCCCCGCUAGUAGCAGCAAAAGAACCUAAUGUGUGCGAAACGCUCAGAAAGCAGCAGGUCAGAUGCUGCAGGUGCAAGUCUGGAUUCCGGUCUCAGCUCAGACACCUCAGGCAGUUAUCGUCUCUGUGCCUCAGUGGCUUUAUCCAUAAAAUGGGAAGAUAAUGGGAAAAGCCAUUCUAAGAUUAACCUCUAGAAAGAUCCCACAACACAUCCAUCUCCCAACUGACUUGGGCAAACCUUCCUUCACCCAGAGCUGCUGGGGGAGGGGAUGCCUGAGUUUUGGCGAGACUCAGCUCCCCAGGUCAGAGUGGAAGGGAUACCUCACAAAAGGAAGCGUAGUUUGUAGGGAAGCCGUUUAGCAUGGUGGUUAUUAGCACAGGCCAGCGGGUUCAAAUCCUGGUCCUGCUGUGACCUCCGGCCGAUCAUUUAACCUCACAGAAAACGGUGCCUCCGUUUUUUCUUCAGUGAAACAGGGACCAGGUAAUGGGACCUUCCCCAUACAGUGCUCUUAGGAUUAACCAACAAAAUGCACAUAAAGAAUAUCACUGUAUCCAGUACACGGUAAGGGUUCACAGAAUUACUAUUACUCGUGUAAAGUGCUCUGAGAGCUUAAUUCCAGGAGGGGCUACUUUAAAGACACAAGUACUGAGUCCUAGGAAAGGCCCUUGUCGUGGACAGAGUCCCAGCCUGGGGAUUAGGGUUGCGCGUCAUCGGUGGAAAUGGAUAGGGUGGGUCCUUGGUGGCCUGGGAGCGUGGCCAGAAAGCUGGGAGGAGAGUUAGGUGCACCCGUGCCCCUGCUCGCCUCCUGGCCUCCCCUUGUUUCUGAGCUGCAGUGACCUCUUUUCCCCUAGCACAGGCCUAGGCCAGAGAUAGACCUGGGGGCUGCCUCCACACCUUCCCAGGGCUUGUUGGUGGCUUUUAAAUGAGUUUUUAAAUCUACAGUAAGACAAAUGUCCUAAGUAACAAUGAGAGGCACUGACUCUUAAGAUUAUCCCCAAAUUUUUACAGGGGAGUUUGCCAGGUCUCAGAGAGGGUAGCGAUGAUCAAGCUGUGUUAAAACCUGGGAAGCCUGAAUUAAAACCUGGGGUCCUGAAGCUGCUCACAGGGGCCUGGCACAGGAUGGGCGCCCGCAGACAAGGGAACAGAAUCUGAAGGCGGCUCUCCUUGUGGGCGGUUGGCUGUCCUUGUGCCAACUGGAAGCCAACAUUUUGGGGGUCGCCUCUCUGCACCCUCCCACUCCCCUCCCUUCCGGGGUAGCCUGUCCACUGGGCAGGAGGACAGCCGCCUGGGCUGUUGUCACUGCAGUGACCACCAGGGGCCGCCUUGGACACUCAAACUGCAGCACCGUGGGCAGCCCGGGUGGUGGGGAAGGCACAGGGUCUCCGAAGCCCCAAGGAGGGGGACACCCACCUCUGCCCUCUUCGUGCUCUGAACACCUGGGCUUACCAGUCUGUGGGUGGGGGCCAUCUGGGCCAGGGAGGCUUUCUUGAGUUCUGGCACCAGACCCCGCCACCAUUUCACCCCAGGGUCUUGCCACCCCCAGCCCCCUAACUCUUGACUUUUCUCCCUCCAUCCUUACCCAGCCUACCUUGCAGCAAGAGAGUUGCCAUGAACCAGUGUUCAUGGUUCAGUUCUCAAUCAAAGGACACCUCCUCCAGGAAGACUUCCCAGACCAUCCCCCAAAUUCCCUGCCUGCCCCUCUAUCCACCUGAUUAGGCAUCUGUCUCUCUGUUACUGAGAAACCUUGAGGGCAGGAAGCCUGUGGGCUCUGUCCCUUCUCAUCUCCCUUUAGUACCUGGCUGUGUGUCUGGCACAGGGUCAAGAGCAAGUGAAUGUUUGCUGAAUGAAUAAACAAGAGCAUACCCAGCAAAGUGGAAAGGCAAGUGGCCCCAGGGCAUUGUGGGUAACCUCUUUCUCAUCGGUACUCACCCCAGAGGGUCCUGGUCAAGGCAGAGGGUGUGAGGAUCCAGAAGGCUGACUUCAUGGUGCUGCUGGGGUGACUGGUGGGUCCUCCUCUGCGCCGCCCUGCCUGUACCUCUCUCACGAUGCUCGUCACAUUCCGUGGGAGAGCCUGUAACAGAGAUGUGGGCUUUGGAGUCAAUCCCGGUGCGACCAUUUAAUGUUGCUGAGCAUCACUUUUCUCACCUGGAAAAGUGACGUAAGAGAGCCUGUUAGUGGGACUUCCCUGGUGGUCCAGUGGCUAAGACUCUGCACUCCCAAUGCAGGGAGCCAGGGGUUCAAUCCCUGGUCAGGGAACUAGAUCCCACGUGCUGCAACUAAGACCUGGCACAGCCAAAUAAAUAAAUAUUUUUUAAAAAACAGCCUAUUAGUCGUUGAGUGCAGUCACUCAGUGAAGCGCCCAGCUCAGGGCCUGGCACAGAGUGGGCGCCACCACCCACCAGUAGGUGCCCCGGGGCACGUCAUUUCUCCAGGCCUCCAUUUCCCCACCUGAAAAGGAGGCUCUGAGAGCCCCAGUAAUCACGCAGGUGGUUUAAGGCACACGGAGUGCAGCCUAGCAGCUGGCACCUAAGCAGGUGCUUGUUAAUCAUCAGCUGACAUUCACAGAGGGCUUCCUCCGUGCCAGGUGCUGUUUGUCUCAAGCUGUUGAACACUGUUCUAAUGUCGUUCUCUGAACACUAAGGGUCGUUCCCGCCAUCAUCUCGCUGUACAGAUGAGGCCGUGCCGCUGUCAAGUGGCAGAGCUGUGUGUGAGGAGUUGGCCCGGCAGCCAUGUAACCAGAGCUUCCUGGAGUGGAGAUGACCUCUCUUUAGACCCCCUUGGGUGCCUGGCAUGCAGUAGGUGUACACUGGGGUUUGCUGAAUGGAAUAGAGGCUGUGGAACCCCAUGCACCACCUGGGAUCCUCCGGGUAUGAGGGGGAAAGGCCUGGGCCCUGGGUUCCUUUGGGGCAGAACAGGGCCCCCUCCCAGGCACCCUGGGUGGGUGUGGCCUUUGCUCCUUUCUUCAGUCUGGUCGGUCCCACCCACUGCCUGCGUGUGGCCCGCAGUGCCCUGAGCAGCCCAGCCUCUCCUCUCCGGCAGGGCCUUGGCAACCCAGCCCUCAUUGGCUGCACGUAUCCUUGGAGAUGAGGCACCAGCAGUGCAAACAUAGGCUGCAGAAUGUUUCCUCCCUCCCCCGCCCCCUUGCCCUCACUGCCAUGAGGGAUCUAUUCACCUCCCAGAAGCAAGCCUGCUGGCAGGAGCACAUCCGGAAGGAGACUGCCGCCCAGGUCGCCUGGAACAUCAGCUAUGGCCACAAGCACCUGAAGGAGGGACCCUUGCCCAGGAAGCGGCUCCAAAAGGCCCCCUUCAGGUCAGUCUGGGAGUGGGGCCAUCCCGGGCCACCAGCUCCCCUGACUGCAAGGAGGUACCUGUUGGAUGGCCAGAGACCAGGGGGCUCCAGGAUCAGCUGUCCAGGGGAGUAGGUGUCCAGGGCCCUCCGCCCAAGGGGACAGAGUCAGGCAGGCCCGAAGAGCAACUCGGGGGCUAGUAGGCCAGACCAAACCAGGGGGCUUAGGCAUGAAGCAGGUCCCCCCGCACCCUGCAGCUGCUCUUCCCAGGCAUCUUGCUCGAUGGCCAAGGCCAGACCUCCUACCUCCGGGAGCGGCAUCGGCAGAAGCCGGAGGAGAAGUGUCCGUCCUGGGAGUACAGCAGGCACGUGGGUAAGGGCCACCACCCUCUUGCCAUUCCAGGCCUUUACAGGCAGGCCCAGCCUCGUCCCUCAUCAUAUUUCUCUGGCUCACUAUUGUCUGAGCAGGACUCCAGGCCUUUGCACAUUCUGGUCUUUCCACCUAGAAUGCUCCUCCUGCCCCUCCCUCUGCUGGCUAACUUUCACAUGUCACCUCCUCUGGGAAGUCUUCCAAGAGUCCUCCAGGCAGAUUAGUUGAGCCCACCUUUGUGCUCCCGCAGCUUUUUGAGUCUGCACAAGCACUAUCACCAUUCCUUGAGGAUCCAUCUGGCCUGGUGAGGCCUUGGGCUUCCAGGGCUUCUUAGUUAAUUUUAUUAAUGCCCUCCCAGCUCCCAGGUUGGGGCUGGCACUCAGUCACUGUGGGAUAAAUGAGUAUGGACUAGGGAAUGAGGCCUUGAAUUGGAAUCAAGAAGUGUGAGUUCAAAUCCUGGCUCCACCACUUUCACGUUGUGUGAGCUCAAACAAGAACCUUAACUUCUCUGGGCCUCAGUUUCCACACCUGAAAACUGGGAACAAAUGAGUACCUCCCUUCCUUUGUCACAGGGUUUUGGGGAACUCAGGCAGGAAAACACCCCGAACAGGAGUUAUCCUCAGAAAGCUGCAUGAGGUGGGUAGGACACACAUUCAUUCAUUCAGCAUAUAAUCCUGUCGUUCAGAACAGCCAGUAGAGGGAAAUCUGGAGCCACUGAAUCCCAGCUCUACCCCAAAAUGCGUUAGUGAACCAACAGGCACAGAGCAACUCAGGUUGAAAUUACCAGGCUGGGUUUGAAUUCUGAUUUGUUCGUUCAUUCACUCAUUCAUUCGUUCAUUAACAAAUGUUUAUUGAGCACCUGAUAUAUGCUCCUCUUUUUGUCCUGGGGUGUAUAGCAGAGAGCAAGACAGACAUGGGCCCUCACAGAGAGCCGAUGACAGAUAUAUGAAGUAGUGUCAGGCUGUGGUCCGUGCUACAGAGCUACACUUUUCAAUCUUUACCAUCACAGGAAUUACCUGGGGAUCGCGUUAAAAUGUAGGUUCUGACCCUUCAGUGACGUCAGGGAUGGGGUGAGAUUCUGCAUUUCUAACGAGCUCCCUGACAAUGCAGAUUCUGCUGGUCCGUGGACCGCACUUGAGUAUCAAGGCUAUAAGAAGAGGUAAAUCAGGAGAAAGCGAUGGAGGCUGAGGGGCUGCUAUGGUAGACAGGGUAGUCAGGGAAGGCCUGCUGGGGUGGGACGUUGAGCAGGGUCCCAGGUCGAAUCUCCCCCAUCAGAUUCUGCUGAGAAGGGCCUGACUCCCUGCGCGCACAGUGCAAGACUCAGUUUAGGCAUCACAUGGGGCUUCCCUGUUCCUCCUCUCCUGCUCGGCCCACAGGUCCAUACCCACUGCCUGUGAAACCACUGCCAGGCAUAGGGUCGCCAGAUGGAGCAAAUUAAAAUACAGAAUGCCCAGUUGCAUUUGCAUCUCAGAUAAACAGUAAUCUUUUAGUGUAAGUAUGUACCAAAUGUGGCAUGGGACAUACGUAUACUGAAAAAAUUAUUCAUUGUUUAUCUGAAAUUCAAGUGUAAUUGGGCAUCCUACAUUUUAUCCAGCAACCCAAGCAUUGGAGUCAGGGGAGCUGAUUCUGGCUGCCCCCUGGGUACAAGGGCAGUGCUGGGUUCAGGGCAAAGUUCAGUUUUCCCCCAUAGUGUUCUGUUUAAACCCACAGUUGCUCCCAGAAUCUCUGGAAUAUUCUGUAAGCGUCUGGCCUCAUGCCCCUAACCCAACCGGUUCAGAAGCCAGAUGGGGAACAGAUGACAGACCUUCCGCUGACCACUUCUCCCCUCCCCAAACAGAUACAGACAGGAGCUGUGUCUUCCCAGUGGGUGCAAAUAGCCACAGAAGAGGGGUUGAAGGCAUUGUCUGGGCCCCAGCUAGGUCAGCCCCAAGUGCCUUUUACGCAUAGAAAGCACCAGUCUGGUGCCUGGCACAUAGUAAAUGCUCAAGAAAUGGUAACUGGUUUUAUUAUUAUUAUUAUUAUUAUUAUUAUUAUUAUUAUUGUUGUUGUUAUUAAUUCAACAGGCAGGAUUUGCAGCCAACGGGCAUUUGGGGAGCUAGUUCAGCCUUGGGCAGGACCCUGGAGGUGUUUACCGUGGAGCGUUGGGGUGGGUGGGGAAUCACUAGACAAGGGGAGAAAUGUGAUGAGGGGUAAGUGAGCUUGGGGUUGGGAUGGGAUUGAAAUAGUUAACAAUUAGCAUAACCUGCGCGCCACCAAUCAGGGCAGAUCCUGGCCAUGGAGCCAAAGCAGGGUCUCAAGAUGCCCAUGCUUUGCCAGGCAUACCGUUUAGUUACUGGAUCCUAAGAAGGAAUGGGGGGCCUAGGGUAGGGGUCAAGGGGCACAAGGGGCAGCACUCUUGCUAACUGUGCAGAAGCAUUUCACUGCUCUAGCAGCUGGAGCAGCUGUGGCACUGUGUCGUGUUGGGCUAGGGGUGGGCUGGCAGGAGGAGUGGUGGCCCCAGCACCGGGCCCUUGUUGCGUUCCAGGGGAAUCCAUGAAGGACACCAGGGCUCCAGCUUAUGCCAGGUUCCAGCCCAUCACAAAGAGCUUUUACAUCAAAAGUAGCAUCUUCCAUGUCCCACGGCGAACAGACCAGCGGAUGUGAAUUUGCUGGGGGUUCAGAAGCUGCUCCUUCCUUUUCCUGUGAUCUGUCUGGACCCUGAAGAGCAGAGACACUGCCAGCCCCACCCUCCCUCUGUUCUGUUCAGCUCUGCCAAGCGGGGAGAGGCACGAGUCCUACUCUAAGGUGGGCACAUGUCUGGGAUUCAGGGGGGCCCGCCUGCUGCAUCUUGUCUGCCCUCGGGGACCUCAGCUCCUUGCAGAGCUCCUCACCCCUGCCAUCACCGUCACCAGCACAGGUCACUCUCCUGGGGGAAGCAAUGGAACCUCCAAGUGCUCCAGCAGCAGACCUGGGGCAGGGGAGGGGCAUCUCUAAGUUCUUAAGGUGCUAAGGGGAGAGGAGGGGGAUAUCUCCCUGUCCUUACUCUCUACAUCCUGUUGAAGGGACCCAUAGCAGAACUGCUCAGUCCCAGGGUAUCCCAGAGUUUAGGGAGGAAGUCGUUUCCAAGUUUACUUUCUGCUUCUCACACCUCCAAGAACCUGCACAGGUCAGGGUUGCCUCACUGCUAUAACAAACAGCCCCUAAAUCCCGGUUGCUCAAACGUACUAAAAAAAAUAAAGGUGUAUUUUUUACAGCACAGUGCAAUCUGAUGUUCCAGCAGGCCACCUGCCACAUGCUGAUCUGGGGACCCAGGCUUCUCCCAUCUGGUGGCUCUACCAUCUCCUAGGGCCUCAGAGUCCUUCCCUGAGUCCUCUACACCCAGCUGGGGGAUGAGGGAGGAGAGACAGAGGGCCUGGAGAGAACAUGCCUACCCUUGACCACCUUGGCCUGGAGCUGACAAAGGUCACUUCCUGUCACAUCCUAUUGGUGAGAACAAAUCACAUGACUUCUAGAUGUGAGAAGGCUGGGAGUGUUGUGUGACCAGGUGGCCAGGAAGAAGAAGAGAAAGGGUCCCCAAACAUCUAGCCCAUCUCUGCCACAGAGCCCGAUGUGCCCUGCGGCUGCUCUGGGGGUGGAUUUGAGCUUGGCCACCACCCUAAACUCUCAAGUCCCCUCCUGUAUGAGUUUGCUAGGACUGCCAUAACAAAGGACCACAAACUGGGUGACUUAAAAUAACAGAAAUUUGUCUCACAGAUCUGAAAAUUAGAAGCCUAAAAAUCAUGCUCCCUCUGAAACCUGCAAGGAAACCCUUCCUGGCCUCUUCCUGGCUCCUGGAGGUUUGCUGGCAAUCUUGCUAUUCCCUGGUUUGCAGCUGCAUAACUCAGUCUCUGUCUUGGUCAUCACAUGGCCCCUGUGUCUCUGUCUUCACGUGGCCAUCUUUUUUUAAAAAUUUAUUUAUUUUAUUUAUUUAUUUUUGGCUGUGUUGGGUCUUCAUUGCUGCGCGUGGGCUUUCUCUAGUUGUGGCGAGCGGGGGCUGCUCUUCGUUGUGGUGCAUGGGCUUCUCAUUGCGGUGGCUUCUCUUGUUGCGGAGCACGGGAUCUAGGUGUGCGGGCUUCAGUAGUUGUGGUGUGUGGGCUCAGUAGUUGUGGCUCGCGGGCUCUAGAGCGCAGGCUCAGUAGUUGUGGUGCACAGGCUUAGUUCCUCUGCAGCAUGUGGGAUCUUCCCGGACCAGGGCUCGAACCUGUGUCCCCUGCAUUGGCAGGCGGAUUCUUAACCACUGUGCCACCAAGGAAGCCUAUGUGGCCAUCUUAUAAGGACACCAGUCAUAUUGGAUUAGGGGCUCACCCUACUCCAGUAUGUCCUCAUCUUAACUAAUUACAUCUACUAUAACCCUAUUUCCAAAUAAGGUCACAUUCUGAGGUACUGGUGGUUAGAACGUCAGCGUAUUUUUUUUGAGGGGACACAGUUCAGCUCAUAACCCCUCCCUUCUGAUAGCUAAACCUUGGUUACUGGGGCCAUCUUGAAGGACCUUGCUCUUUCAUUGGAUUCCCUCCCAGAAUCCCAGACAUGUCAAAUGUUUGUGGCUGGCAUCCUAUCCAGCGUUGGUGCACACAGCAUCUCAUUGCUUACAAGGCCUCUGGCAUGGAGGAAGCCCAAGGAUUCACUCUGUUACCAACCAGGGUUCCUGGCCUCCUUAAUCAAUAGAAAUUGAUCAGAGUCCAGACAAGAAAUUCAGGCAAGGCUUUAUUGGGGCACCUGCUGCAGCAGGCGGAAUGAGAACAAACAACAUGUUCCUUGCCUGCUGGCUCGCUCCCUGAGGCAGGGGCGAGCUUGUUCCUUACAUGAGGUGAGGGUAGGGGUGUGUCCAGGGGUCAGGUGGGAGGGGUGGCUUAGGUGUUUUGCCCACCCCUUACGUGGUGUUGUGUGCAGGGGGCAUGCGGACUACCCUGCUUUUGCUCCUGACCCCCUACUUUUGCUCCAGGCUCUUCAAAAGUGGCAGUUGGGGUUUUUGGUCUUUUGUAUCUUUUGGGCCCAGAAUUUGCCCUAACUGUGCAUGCACGCAGUUAUUUUAGUCCCAUACAGUUUCUUUGUAUUUUGUUGCUGGAGGAGAGGUGUGUCCAGGUGCAAGCCCUGCAGCACUGCAGCAAAAGGCCCCAGGUCCCAGCCUAUCUCAGCCCUGCACACAGCUCUUUGUGAAACCAAAAUGCUCAUGGGCCCACCCUGCUUAAUCAGGGCACUGUGGUACCCUUCUACUCCACUCAUCCAAAGAGCAGCUCCUCCCUCAGUCUGGCCAAAGAAGGAACGAGGCGAACCAACAGGUCUGUGAGGACCACCCCCAGAGGAACUUUCCAGGUCUCUCCAGGUUUUCCCCUUAGCCUGAAACUCCACAAAGGAGCUAGUAGUUUUAAAACUGCAAAUUGAACUAAGUGGCCUGCGUUUCCCUUAUCAACUUUGGGGAAGUUCUUGAGUGGGAAAGAGCAAGAGGCAGAGAGCGUGAACAAGGCUGUGUGUGCAUGUGAUUCCGGGGAACUUGCACUGCAGCCUUGCACCCUAGAGGCAGGUGCUUGACAAAUACCUGCCGAAUGUAAUCAACCAGGUAGCCCACUGGGUUCUUCGGGGUCAUUUGACUGAACGCAACAAAGCUUGAUCUGAUAGCUCCCAGGGGCCAGGUCUAGGCUGGGCCCCUGGGGCAGAGGGGGCAAAUCUUCUUGGAGCUCACGGCACAGAGUGAGAAGGGCUGUGAUGGGGGAAGACAGGCACCUUUGGAGCACAGAGGGGACGCCUAAGCCAGCAUGGGGUGUCAGGGUAGGCCUCCUGAGGGACAUCACCAUUAUUUCUGUCAUUAAAUGAAACAGUGCUCAGAAAAUGCCUAGCAAAUGGCUGGCUCUAUAUAUGUGAAUUAUAUUAAUUGUUAUUAUGAUUAUCUCUAUCAGCAGCAAGUCUGCAAAGUUGCUUAGAAGAGGACAGGCUGCUACCAAGGCAGCUUUUCGCAGCUGGGAUUUUGCAAAUAAAUUAAGUCUUUUGGAA
Molecule: messenger RNA, 22213 nt
Organism: Balaenoptera acutorostrata (minke whale)
Lineage: Eukaryota; Metazoa; Chordata; Mammalia; Artiodactyla; Balaenopteridae
Gene: FLNB
Product: filamin B
Exons: 47
Coding region: 169-8070 (2633 amino acids)
Biological process (GO): actin cytoskeleton organization
Molecular function (GO): actin filament binding
Source: RefSeq, a predicted model, not a curated record